AGUAGCUUCGAUGGAGAAAGAAAACACGAAUCAUACCCCAAUAGCUUUUUUUUGCUAGAUUUCGUCUGGACGCCCCUCCUCCCCCCCCUCCUUCUCCCUCUACCCAAAGAUGCCCGCCUACGACACACAGGAGCCCAGCGGCGGGAGCCAUUCCCUCGAUCUGAUCGGCGACGCGGAUGCGGCUGCCCUGCGCAUUUUAGAAAGCAAUGUGGACUUCAUGUCCCUCCUCUACUGCCACCUCGCUGCCUGCCCGCCACACGGCCCUUUUGUGUACUAUUCUGCCAUGACCCUUGUGGAGCGCGCCAAGCGGCGUUACAUCGCUGCUGCUGCGGUUGCGGCGGGAGCCAACAUGAACGAGACCCCCUCCAAGGGCGUGAGCGACGCUGCAUCAAGCACGACUUCCUCCACGCAACCAGGGAUUUACCCGAUGGACGGCGAAGGGGCAUCCGUGCUGCUGCGUGCCCUCACCAUUCCUAAUGUGCUGGCAUUAAUCGACAAGCGCUACGACACACGUCACCUGUCCGGCUGGCCGCUGCUGUACGUGCCGGCGGAGAUACGCGCGGCGGACGUGGCGGUACUCACGCAGCAGCAGCCGUAA
Molecule: messenger RNA, 598 nt
Organism: Leptomonas pyrrhocoris
Lineage: Eukaryota; Euglenozoa; Kinetoplastea; Trypanosomatida; Trypanosomatidae
Exons: 1
Coding region: 110-598 (162 amino acids)
Source: RefSeq, a predicted model, not a curated record